CUGAGUGGAAAUGGCGAUAACAGGUGAUAGAGUUGUGAAGCUGGUGGGAAGAGCCCUCCAAGCCAGAGGAUCUCCAGGGGAGAGGCCACUCACAGUCCUGAUUGGCGGCACCCAGGUAGACCUCCCUUUCCUCCUCGCCAAGGUGAAAGAUUUUGGUGGGUACACCAAGGCCAGUGGUGCCAGGAAGUGGGGCACUGUGGCCACCUCCAUGGGCUUACCCCCGCAUUGCGGCCCCAGCGUCAAGCUCGUCUAUCUCAAAUACCUCAAGAGCUUGGAGAGUGGCCACAUCUUCAAUGCAAAUGCCACCAAAAAUGUGGAGGCUCCUUCACUCGCAUCCACUGCUGCUCUUCCAGAGGCUCUCUCCUAUCUGAGAAGAUUGGCUCUAGAUCCAGGGAAUGCCACGCACAGCGCUCCAGAGAAUGGUGAGUUUCGAGCAACUGUGAAGGGGGUCUUGGGCGGCCUCCGGAGGAAAGAGGAAGAAGAACAACACCUCCAUCACCACCAUGUAGAGCGACCAGGACGGCGAGGAGUGAGUUCCAUAACUUCCAAGUACAGCCUUCGUUCCUACAGGCACGAAAAUGGCCAGCUCUUAUCGCUCCCGACGACCAAGAAAGUUUCUAUCCGCAUAGGACCCAACUUCCAAGCUCAAGUUCCUGCCGUUGUGACUGGGAGUGACGAGGAUUCGACGCUCUUUUCCGGUAGAGUAGUGUGGCCGCGAGGGAAGGAAGUCGGCACUGGUAGUAGUAGUAAUAGUAUUUGCGUGGAGGGAGGAUCAUGUGUGAAGCGGCGGAUCGAGGAGCAACGCAGGAAGCUGGAGCUGGAGCUUGGAGAGGAAGUUUUUCGGGAGUGGGGAUUCAACAAAAUGGGAGAGAGUUUGGUGGAGUCAGCCAAGUGGAGCAGGCAAGAGGAGGCCGAGUUUACUGCUAUUGUGAAGGAGUGCUGCCAAGGAGACAAGCUCUGGCCCGAGCUCCAAGCUUCUUUUGCUGGAAGGAGGAGUCGGGAAGAUUUGGUAGACUACUUCUUCAACGUCUUCGUGCUGAGAAAGAGAGCCGUCCAGAACAGGAGCCACGCAUUUGAUGCCGGUUCAUGGCCGUCCGGGGGUAUCUUGGAAGAGUUUGACAGCGAUGAGCUUCUGUCGGAAGAAGUGGCGAUCCAAAACUUUAGUUCUCUUGGCGAUGGAUUUGGAUCGGAGUCCACCCGGCCGGCACUAAUCCUCCAAGAGGCUAAACCGUGUGUGAAGCAAUGCCAAGUCCCUUACGCAGUUCCUCCAGCAUCUGGUGUUCCUGAAGCAAAGUCGUGUAUUAAGUGCUCCUGCUGAGUAAAAAUGAAGGCAUUUACAAAUUAGAAGUACUUUCUGCAAGAGUAUAUAUUAUUUGAAUAAAAGUUUGAGGAGUA
Selaginella moellendorffii is the source of this 1395-nucleotide messenger RNA. RefSeq lists its product as uncharacterized. The coding region runs from base 11 to 1318 and encodes 435 amino acids. Gene Ontology annotation, molecular function: DNA binding. Lineage: Eukaryota; Viridiplantae; Streptophyta; Lycopodiopsida; Selaginellales; Selaginellaceae. The transcript is spliced from 2 exons. The record is from RefSeq and is a predicted model, not a curated record.